Labrus bergylta (ballan wrasse) is the source of this 4677-nucleotide messenger RNA. RefSeq names its product microtubule cross-linking factor 3. Gene Ontology annotation, biological process: regulation of autophagy. Lineage: Eukaryota; Metazoa; Chordata; Actinopteri; Labriformes; Labridae. The record is from RefSeq and is a predicted model, not a curated record.
GGGGCUACGUCCCGUCUCAGGGAUGGGAGUUCGUGCCGUGCACCAGGAUGGAUAGGACAGAUAGAGGCAGCAGGGGCAAAAGCCGCAACCCCCUGAGGAGAAUCUCCUCUCCGCCCACCGUCUUCAGUCAGGUCUUGGAGCCCCAGUUCACCGCCGCUUCACCGGGCGUCGGAGGAGAAGGUGGAGCGGGGGGGUCACAGCUCGAGUUUCUAACAGGACAAAUGUGGCCUGGUGCUGAACCCACGCAACAGCAACAAACACAACACACAACACGGCUUAAAAAGAAACUGGAGGAUUUGAAAAAGCGGCAUGUGCAAGACAAGGAAGAAUGGAUGCGGGAGAAGGAGUCAUUGUUGAGAGAAGUAGCUGACAUACAAGGAGGGGAGAACAGGAGAAUUCUGCUGGACCUGAAGACGGUUUUGGAUGAGGUGCAGGCGGAGGUGAAGAGAGAGGAGGAGAAGAGGAGCGAUCUGCAGCUACAGUACACCAGAGACAGAUGUGCCUGGGAGCUGGAGAAGGCUGAGCUCAAAUGCAGGAUUGCACAGUUGGAGGCUAGAGAGGGUGCAGGUUUGGUCAUUGGAGGGGUCCGUCCAGCAGCAGGUCCUGGCUCUGUGGCGUCUCAGAGCGCUCGAGAACAGCACAGUGAGACCUCAACGUCCCGCCUGGAGAGGGAAGAGCAGAGGCGUCUCCUGGCGGACACACACUCGACCGCCAUGGACCUGCGCUGUCGUCUGGAGCACAAUGAAAGGGACUGGUCCAGAGAGAAAGCAGAGCUGCUGGAGAGGUUCAACGUGGAGAGGAGGGAGUGGGAGAGCCAGCUGAAGGAUAUGCAGGGGAAAAUUGAGGAGCUGUACUGUGAAGUGAGGGCAAAGCGAGAAGGGACUGGACUAAUCAGCGGGAGGCAAGAUCACGAUGAUGUUUUACACCGACUCAGCAUACGCUCAACCAGCACAGGCUCCAGUCUACUCAGUGACAACUCGCGCUCGGAGCUGCUUAGCAGCAGCAGUCAGUCAGAAAGAAUGGGACAUUCAUCUUUAACUGGUUUAGGUAACAACAGAAACAUCCAUGGCAGUGGUUGUGCUGGCACAGGGAGUCACGACCCAACCUGCUUCCAGGCAGACCGCCUCUGUGAAUUUAACACUGGUGGUCAGUUCACUCCGAGUGGCAUGUCACAUCCUGAGCUGCCUGAUUUGAGAUCCAGAGGCACUUGGCAAAAGGACCCAGUCAGUGAAAGCAAGGACGCUGUGGAUACAACUGAGCUGGAAGCUAUUUUUAAUGAUUCACCUGGAUGUGGAGUGCCAAAGAAAAAUGUGUCUAAAGAAGCUGAAGACAAAGUUCAUGCAAGUCCUGAAGACAGUACACUGUGGACAGAGCAGAGUUAUGGCAGCGACAAGAAGAAGAAUACCACAGCUCUCAAUGCUGCUCUGAAGGAGAUAGCCCGUGUGAGCGAGGAGCUUUGUAGCUACCAGGAUGAGAUCAGAAAGAAGAGCGGGGAUAAGAGGAAUCGGUCUGGGUCCCUGUGCCUACCUGAGGAGAGAGAGAAGCAGUUUGGUUGUGAUAAUGCCAGUCUGCAAAUAGAUGAAGCUCCCUGUGACUUCAGCCAGAUUUAUGACGACCUUCGAGCAUUGGAAAGGGAAAAUUGGAUCGCCUUGACACCAGAUAACACCUGCCAGGCCAAUGGAGGGUCGAGCAAAUCGUGGAGAGAGACUACCCCUGAUCCAGACAGCUACAGAGAAAUACAGACAAGCACCGGAGAACUCUCUGAUAUUGAUAAUGCAGCACCACCCAUCCCUCCCCGCGUCUCCUCCAGGAAUCUGAGUACCCCCAUCCACUUUGACACAGAACUACACAUCCCAGAAUCCCCAGUGACAACAGUGAAAAGGUGCCACAGCCCCUGUGUUCUAGUGGACAGAAAGUGUCACAGCCCGUCUAUUGUGAGGAAGUUUGAGGCAAUGCUGCAGGAAAAUGAAGGAAAGGUUUUAAUAGACGGCGUGGUGGCAUCCUGCUCUGUACCUGUUAAUUCUAACUGUAACAUGGGCUGCUGCCACAACCGCUGGUCCUGUGAUGCAAGCAAGUUCACCAGUAGCAAAUUGUCUGCAAAUGGGACUGUGCAGAAAAGCUUCUCUGAAGUCAGCAUAUUGGCUGCAGGGAAACGCUCAGAUUACAGCCCUGGUGUCGGGAACUUAAAAGAGCUACAAACUCCUCUGAUUGUUAAAGAUUUACCUGUAGAUCUGCUCUUAUCCUCUCUUGAAAUAUCCCCUGCCUGCCUCAACCAGCAUGUCUCCAAAAGAAACAUAAUGCUGGAACAAAAAACUGCUGAGUUUAACAGAACUUUGUUUCAGGCAGAGAUGGGUCGUGCCGCAGAGGAACAAGACGGCUUCACAGUAACAGAUGUCUGCUCUGCGGGAUGCACACCAGUCUUUUCAGCAACUAGUGCGUCAUGUGAGGCGUUACCUCCCAGGGAUACAACAUUUCAGCAAAAGUCUAAUGAUGUAGCUACAAGCGUCAUCAGUUUGCAUCCUGAAGCCAAAUUAGACUCCAAGAUCGAGACUCCAGAAGUUCAACUCAGACAAAAGAAGUGUAGUCUUGGGAGUCAAGUGGUCAAAGUGAAGCAAGAUAUCCCCAUUGACUUUUCAUCUCAACAGCUACAGCUAGGACUCAGGGAGGCUGUCACAAUAACCCCUGAGAGUCCUCCUCUCCAUUCUGAAGUCAAGCACAAAGUUCAAACUGCAAGCAGUCCUUCCAGGAAAAUACAACAGAGAGCCACAGAGGCUCUCUUUUCAGAGCCUGUCUUGCCUGCAGACACCCAGCCAGGUCAGGAUGUGGAUGGUUCCAGCUCUAAGAAAGAGAAUCCCUGUGGAGCAAAGCCUCGUGCAGCCAGAGUCUCGCUCCAGCAAUCUGCUGAGAACAAACAAAGACAGAUGACAGAGCCAGGGCACCAGGCACAGCCAAAGCAUGUGUCUGCUCCUGUUUACCAGUCUGACUCCUCCAGACCCGGGGCUCGAUUGAUGAAUGACCAUCCCUGGAAGCCCCUCACUCUGGCUGCGUACCCACGGCCAGAGGGAUCCAGGUCCAACUACGGAGCAGUGGAAAGGAUUCUGAAGAAUUAUGAGAGUGCAGCCAAGGAAAAACAAAACCAGAGCCAGCAGGACCUGAAGUCUUCAAGUCCUAACGUCAGUGUCAGGCAGAAGGAGAAAGUCACAGAACUGGACAUGCUGGACAUGGACCCUCUGCCCUUACUGGCCACCCUGAGACAUACACAUACUUCACACACCUCACAGACGCACACCACACAUGCACAGCUCAGCAGCCACACUACCAUUGGUGUGAAAGAGAUACAUCUAACUGUCCAGGAGGACAAAGAACCUUCAGUAUCCUCUAACUCCAUUCAGAAGAACUUCUCAAGGCCGGCCCGUCCUGCCAACAGACGUCUCCCCUCCCGAUGGGCCAACUGCUCGCCCACCUCCUCUGGCUCCUCUUCUCCCUCUACCAUCCCUGUUGUGCCUCCAUCCUUCCCCAUACACAAACACACUUCUUCAUUUGCCUACUCAAACUCCUUUCACAUAGAGGCCGUCAUUAUCUGACCUCCAUCUAACUGUGGGACUGUACCGACAGGAGCCUUCAGUGAUAACCUCUGAACAUUUUCUUAUCAUAAUUGAUGUACAUAUCAAGCCCAGACUGCUCCUCUGCUCCUCCUACAGACUCAGAAAAGCUUUAGUUUUGAGUAAGCACUCAUCUACAGAAUGUAUGUGGCAUUUGGUGUACCCAAAACGACCAUGGAAGGCAAGAAAAGGACUUGAAGUAGCUUCACUUUGCAGCAGUGUGCUCUGAUUAACCUGCCAGGCUUUAUGCAGCCUCUUUUCCAAGAACGAUCAGAUCCAAUGCUUCAUCUAUUCAUGGCAACCAUCUAAAUGGAAAUCCUUUGCUCAGGUCUGGGUUCUAGCUCUGGUGUAGCCUUGCAGAUCCACCAACAAGCUGAUCUCCUCAACAGUACUCCCUCUGUUUUCUAAAUUAGCUCACAUUGAAACAGUCUAAAAAUCAGAUGAUGUAUUGAAUAUGUACUGUAUUUUGUAUUCUAUGUGCAACAUGUUUUGUGUUUGUUUUUUUCUUCACAAAAUAUGAUGUAACAUCCACAAUAUGCAGCAUCAUGUUGGACCCUGAGAUGAAGUGACUCUCAGUGUGCUGGACAAAGCAGUGUUGGUUUUCUGCCUUCUUGAAUAUUACCGUCAGUACAUGCCUGGACUGUACCUUAACUGUGACUAAUACAUUUUGAUUUACAUUCUUCAUGAUUGCAUUAACAAAACAAUGUGAAUGUGAGUUCCUUUUUUUAUAAAUUUGUACCAAAGGCUGGUUUCUUUAUAUGCAUUUUCUUGAUUUGAAAAUUAAAUGCAUUGUUUGUAAUGGCAAAGUCUUUGCUGUUCAUCCAUUGCUGAUGUUUUCCAAUCAAAAUGUGUGUUAACCAUCUUUCAUGAGACUUUGCUUUUUGCAUACUAUAACUAAUGUUGCUUAUAUGACACAUAUGAGAAAGCCUUUUUCUACCUUUACUAAUACAGAAUGGUCACAUAUCAGGACAUUACUCAGCUGAGUAGUUCAGUGUUUUGGGUCAAAGUGUUUAAUCAUAUCAUCCAGAAGAUAAUGCCUUUGCUGUUCUUUGUGUAAUAAACAUAAGAACUAGAA